AUGUGGCCUCGGUUAUGCGAUGCACAUGUGCCCCCUCAGUUCUUGAGGAUUCACGUAUCAAUCACAAUGUCCGCUACUCUUGAUCACCAGAUCCUCUCGUCUGGAUCCACUAUCCCUUGCAAACGCACUCCAUCGCGCUCUGACUCAGACACUGUGCAGGUAGCCCCCGAGGAGUUGCCGUCUUUUACAACUCUGCUAGCAGAAGGUAAAGUAUUUGAAGUGCACGAUGAGUUCGAUGCUAGCCAAUCCGACCUGUCUGCUUCCCAAUCCACUGUUGUGGAAGACGAUGAAGACGAAGUGGAUCAACUCAAUGCGUCCCAGUACAUCAUGACCCAGCCGGCUGUCCCAGAACAUCAGGGGGUCGAUCAAACACAAACACAAUCAGAUCCUAGUAAAGAAGAGCCCCAAAUCAUCCAGAGUUCAAUUCCCAGCCCCGACAAUCGCAAUGUAGAAAUACAUCCACCUUUUCGACAGAAUGUGGCCUGCUUGGUGGAAGGACCGUACUACGCGAAUGACAUAUCACCGCAGAGAGACGAGACCCGUCGACACUUUCAACAGAAUGUGGCUAGCUCGGUGGAAGGACCGGACCAUGCGAAUGGCAUACUACCGAGAGAUGAGACCCCUCGUGUGAACUACUACACAAACGCAGAAGGGAGUCGGAGUCGAAAAUCUAGACAUGUUGUGCAGCCGUCUCCGUGGAAGUGUCCUCCAUAUCGUCUUUGCCAGUGGAGUGCGCAUAGCGGCGAAGAUCCGCAUGAACACGCCGCAAGAUGUGGAUGCUUAAGUCGAAUGAGAUCGGAACAUCUAUUGCGCAUAAGUGCCAGACUCAGAGCGCCUGAAGCUGCUGUCACUCCAGCGCGCCCCAAUGAAGACCCCGAUUUCAAACGAUGGUGUGAAGACCUCUUAAAUCAUAACGGGCAAACAAUUGCUCCGAGCAAUCGCGCUUUACUCUUAGCCGCUUUCAACAAGGGACUCGAAUUUGGAAGCCGCCGUACGAGCGCGAUCCAUCAAAUGCUCCGUGCCGAGGCCACCUCUGCUAUCCCCAGGACCCAACUUUCAACAUUCAAUCCUGGACACCAGUCCGGCAUACGUCCCUUGGUAUACUACCCCCAAACGUCGACUGGUCCAUAUCAUGUACCUUCUGGCAUGCCCACUCCUUCCAGUCCAUCGGGGUCGUUGCCACGCACCAUGCGCGUGGCCCGUACGCGGCCUCAGCGCACCUUUGACCCACUGUAUCGAGUUUGA
Molecule: messenger RNA, 1245 nt
Organism: Heterobasidion irregulare TC 32-1
Lineage: Eukaryota; Fungi; Basidiomycota; Agaricomycetes; Russulales; Bondarzewiaceae
Exons: 6
Coding region: 1-1245 (414 amino acids)
Source: RefSeq, a predicted model, not a curated record